UUAAAAAUUUUCUGAUCGCUCUUUAGUUACAUAAACUAUAUACAUACAUAUGUACAUACAUACGGGUAAUGAUCAAAAAUUGAUUGGUGUUAUCAGGUGUGAAACAGACAAUGUUUACUUCAGCAUACAUCAGCCACCAGAUUUUAGUGAAGUUGUCAGGACGGAACAGAAUAUUGGCGUCUCAAUACCACAGCCUGGUUGGUUUGAACAAGAUCCAAUGGAGAUUAUUGAAGCAGUUUACAAGUGUUGGGAUGAAUUAGGUAAAGUACUGCCGAAGAAAGGUCUUACGGUUGAGGGAAUUGUAGCCAUUGGAAUCACUAAUCAGCGCGAGACCACGAUUUUGUGGGAUUCGCGCUCGGGCAAACCUCUUUAUAAUGCAAUUAUGUGGAAGGAUAUACGUACAGAUCAAAUUGUGGAUCGCAUUGUUGCAGAUACAGAUGAUCAGAAUAUUAAUCAUUUUAAGUUCACAUCGGGCUUACCAUUGUCACCUUACUUUUCGGCUCUCAAAAUACGAUGGUUGAAGAAUUAUGUGCCAAAAGUGCGCACCGCAUGCUUGGAAGGUCAUUGCAAAUUUGGCACUGUAGACAGUUGGAUUGUUUGGAAUCUAACGAACGGUGAGCUGCAUGUGACCGAUGUGACGAAUGCUUCUCGCACAUUCCUUAUGAACAUUAACACUUUACAAUGGGAUCCCUUGUUGCUUCGUACAUUCAGUGUGGAUCGAAAUAUGCUGCCCGAGAUACGCAGUUCGUCUGAAAUAUACGGCAGAAUCAAAAAUGAGCGUUGCGGUCACUUGAUUGGCAAACUUAUAACCGGUAUCAUCGGCAAUCAUCAGGCGGCAUUGCUUGGCCAGUAUUGCGUGAAGCCAGGUCAGGCGAAAAAUAGUUACCAAAAUGGCCUGUUUUUGAUUUGCAAUACAGGGGAACGCUGUGUUAUAACAGAUCGUGGUCUGAUUACCACAGUUGCAUACAAAUUAGGGCCGAGAAAAAAAGCUAUUUAUGCAUUAGAAGGUGUGGUGCCUGUGGGAGGAGCGUGCUUGACUUGGCUAAGGACGCGUUUACGUCUUGUGCGAAAUGAAAAGGAGGUGCAUGAGCAUGCUGACGCUGUGCCCACAACAGGUGAUGUUUACUUUGUGCCUGCUUUGACUGGACUUUACGCACCAUACUGGGAUAAGAGCGCUCGCGGUCUGAUCAUUGGUCUGACGCAGUAUACAACUAAGAAACACAUCUUACGUGCCGCACUCGAGGCGAUUUGCUUUCAGACCCGUGACAUCGUCGAAUGUAUAAACGAUGCGAGCGGCUACCAAAUAAACAAAGUCUAUGUGGAUGGUGAAUUGUCUGGGAACGAUAAGUUAAUGCAAUUGCAGGCCGAUACGUCGGGUUUGGCGCUGUAUCGCAUACAAACGGACACAAUAUCUUUGGGGGCAGCUCUAUGUGCAGCGCAGGCGGAGAGUAUUGAUUUGUUCCGAUUAGACCCAAACAAAUUUUAUGAAGACACUUCACAAAGUGAAUUAUUUCUGCCAAUCAAUACCGAUGAUGAUCGUAAACAACGUUACGCAAAGUGGAAACGUGCCGUAGAACGGAGCAGGGGUUGGGUGCCAAAGAGGCCGGGUAGUGAUAUGACCGAUGCAACAUAUAGAUUGUUAGUAUGCAUACCAGCUGCUGGGUUUAUACUAGGUACGACUUUCAUGGUGUUACUCGCGGGAUGGGGUAAGAAAUAAAA
This is a messenger RNA of Anastrepha ludens (Mexican fruit fly), 1719 nucleotides long. Its product is annotated as glycerol kinase-like. Gene Ontology annotation, molecular function: glycerol kinase activity. NCBI's taxonomy places the organism in Eukaryota, Metazoa, Arthropoda, Insecta, Diptera, Tephritidae. Gene Ontology annotation, cellular component: mitochondrion. Bases 50 to 1717 code for a protein of 555 amino acids. The record is from RefSeq and is a predicted model, not a curated record. Gene Ontology annotation, biological process: triglyceride metabolic process; glycerol-3-phosphate biosynthetic process; glycerol metabolic process. The transcript is spliced from 2 exons.